This is a messenger RNA of Cuscuta campestris, 2195 nucleotides long. Lineage: Eukaryota; Viridiplantae; Streptophyta; Magnoliopsida; Solanales; Convolvulaceae. The record is from the annotation of a GenBank genome assembly.
GAUAAGAGCAAAAAAGGAGUUCUGCUUCCCAAGUAAAAAAACAUCAAAUCGGUUGAUCCAGCACCGGAGAGUGGCGGAGACAACUUGUUCCGCUCAACUCAUGACGACAGCUGGAAAUUGGUUCGCCGCCGACGAAGGCAAUGGAAGAAGCUCGCGCCAUUCACUGGAUAGGCUCCCGGACAGCAUAAUCUGCGAGUUUCUGCAAAAGCUGGACUUGGAAUCUCUCUGCGCCGCAGCCUGUGUGUCCCGCACCCUCCGCUCCGCCGUCUAUCAAGUUCUUGCUUCUCUUUCCUCUCUCGAUCUCACUGCAUUUCCCCUAGACCCCAAGACUCUGCAACUUAUUGUAGGCAGAUUCGAAGGGGUGAAGAGUGUAGCUGUUGAUUGCCUCCGCGUGGUUGAUUUUGAUUUUAUUAAUAUCUUGGGAGCACAAAUCCGGGAACUGAAUUUGUUAAAGUGCUCUUCGCCAUUCCACAACACCCUUAGCACAAUCGGUAUGAGGUUCCCAAAUUUAAGGGUUCUUUCGAUUGAAUUAGCUGGUCAAGGAUUACCAGAAGUAAUUACCAAACACCUAGCGACAAUGCUUAAGGAUGUUUCCUACCUCGAGUCUCUAUCUUUAAAAGUUCACGUAACUGAAGAUGAUACAUAUAUAUUUCAAUCUGUUCACCUCUUUCUACCAAAAACUCUCAAAAGUUUGAAGUUACAACCAGUGGAUCAACAGCAUUUUAUCCAUUCCUUAGUACCUACUGUAACCAUUUUUACCAAACAUCUAUGCUCCUAUAGUUCGUUCUUCAAUUUGAAGAUUUUGUCACUUGUGCUAGAUUUUAUUUCUGAUGAACUCGUGUUCUCUAUUGUAAAUUUUCUUCCCUUUUUGGUUGAACUGGGCCUUGAAGAUAGACCACACUUGGAGCCACCAAUGCAUCUUGACCUCACCAAUGCUGGGCUUCAGUCUCUCGGCGCUUUGGAACAAUUAACAGUCCUCUCAAUCAUACGGAGCAAAAUAAACCUUCCAGUUUAUUUCAGAAGAGUUAACGAUAUGGGGAUGCUUAUUCUUUUCGAGAACUGCAGAGGCUUGGAAUCCUUGAAGCUCGGUGGGUUUUCGAAAGUUACAGAUGCUGGUUUCUCAGCAAUUUUACAUUCGUGCCAGAAGUUGAAAAAACUUGACCUUCGUUAUGCACUUCUCUUGUCAGACCUCGCGUUCCACAAUGUGAAGGAGGUUGCUAGUUCUCUUGUCAAGUUAAGGUUAUUGUCAUGUAAUCUUCUCACUAGUGAAGCUCUAGAAGAACUCUCAUCUUUUGGCAAACUGGAGGUUCUUGACCUGUCUGGUUGCAGAAGCAUUGCAAACCCUUGCCUUAGCUAUGUAUCAAGCCUUCGUACACUCACCAGUUUAAGUUUAGCUGGUUCCGAUAUCACUGAUGAGGGUCUGGCUAUACUUGGUAGAGGCAGCUCACUGAUCACACAUUUAUGCCUUAAAGGUUGCAAGAGAAUAUCUGAAAAGGGAAUUCACAAGUUAUUUCACGGCGAAGGGAAAAUUGGGAAUGGAUUGUUAUGUUUGGAUAUUAGCUACAUGGCCGGGAUUUCUGAUGCAGCGAUUGAAACAAUUACUUCUUCUGCUAAAGCAUUGACCGAUCUGUGCAUGAGGUAUUGUUUCUUUGUGACUAAUGCAGCCGUGGAAAUGUUAGCAUCUAAGGGAAAGUUGAAUGACGAGAGUACCCCUCUUCGAAAACUUGAUCUUUGUAACUGCACCGGUUUAUCGGAUGAUUUAGUUGAAACUUUUGAUGAGGCUUUCUUCCCUGGUUUGCACUGGCUUGGUGUUGGUUUUACUGUCUUGAAGAGUAGAAAAGAUCACUUUGAGGCUAUCUGGGCUUCACGGCCGUGGUUGACUGUGUGUUUUGAUGGCUGCGAAUUGGGAUGCCAUGAUGGGUGGCAAUUUCACGUUUGAUGGCCUAUGCAGCUUGAGCCGGGGUGGUCUCAUGGAAACAGUCUCUCUACUUUCAAAUAAGAGCAAGGUCGGCGCCACACCCCUAGACCCUAUUCUUGUGGGUCCCAACUCCCAAGUGUGUUAUUGUUCUUCAGCAAAGCAUGAAACAUAAUGAGAUUGUGAGACCUGAAAUAGAAGUGCUUGGAGAUAUUUGAAAUAGGAUGAUGUCUCAAUUACUCCUCGGCAAGCACUUAUGAAAUCAAAUGUAGUGUUAUGU